GUUUUUGCUGAUGGGGUCACACUGAUGUGCUCAGUGAGAGACUUUGCUGUUAAAGCUGAUUGUUUAACAGCGAAAUGAUGCUCAACAUUGCUUAAACGGACAUAAAGGGAAGUUUCAAAAGUCAAUAUUACUAAUUAGUGUUGGAUUGGAGUCGAAACGACAGAAAUAUGCAGCUUUGACAAUUCUUCCCACCUGGAAGCUGAUUGGCUUGAACGUCGGCUCAGCGUCUGUCAAGACUAACUAUUGAAGACACAGUGCCUCUUAUUUCUUUCUCAGCCUCCCUGACGGUGCAGCUGUAUAAUUACUGGUGCAGCUCCGAUAUGACUAAGAGAAGCCCAUCUUUUCAGCUGGUCAAAAGGAUGCUGAACCAUCACUGCAGAAGGAACCCUGAGCUUCAUGAGGAGCUGCAGAUCCAGGCUGCAGUGGCAGCUGGGGAUGUCUGCACUGUCAGGAGGAUGCUGGAGCAAGGAUACUCACCCAAGAUUCGCGAUGCCAACGGCUGGACACUGCUCCACUUCUCUGCUGCCAAAGGGAAAGAGAGAUGUGUUCGAGUCUUUCUGGAGCAUGGAGCCGACCCCACUGUGAAGGACUUUAUCGGUGGCUUUACAGCACUUCACUAUGCUGCUAUGCAUGGGAGAGCACGCAUUGCCCGACUGAUGCUGGAAUCCGAGUUUCGCAGUGACAUUAUUAAUGCAAAAAGCAAUGAUGGUUGGACGCCGCUGCACGUGGCCGCUCACUAUGGUCGAGACUCAUUCGUACGCCUCCUCCUCGAGUUCAGGGCCGAGGUGGACCCACUGAGUGACAAAGGUACCACGCCACUACAGUUGGCCAUCAUCCGCGAGCGCUCCAGCUGUGUACGGAUCCUCCUGGACCACAGUGCCAACAUUGACAUUCAGAAUGGCUUCCUGCUGCGGUACGCCGUCAUCAAAGGCAAUCACUCAUACUGCCGCAUGUUCCUGCAGAGGGGAGCAGACACUAAUCUGGGACGUCUUGAAGACGGCCAGACCCCCCUGCACCUGUCAGCCCUCAGGGAUGACGUGUUGUGCGCCCAGAUGCUCUACACGUACGGAGCUAACACCAACACCAGGAACUAUGAGGGCCAGACGCCGGUAGCUGUAUCGGUUAGCAUGUCUGGGAUCAGCCGGCCUUGUCUGGACUUCUUGCAGGAGGUCACAAGACAACCCCGGACUCUACAAGACUUGUGUCGAAUAAAAAUCCGUCACUGCAUUGGCCUUCAAAGCUUGAAGUUCUUGGAGGAGCUACCAAUCGCAAAGGUUAUGAAAGACUAUUUAAAACAUAAGUUUGACAAUGUGUGAAGGCGACCACAGCACAAGAGGAGAGGGUAACUAACAACUCUCUGCUAUCAUUUAUGAAGACUAUGCAAUCACUAAGUCCACAGGUCUGUUCCCUACAUGCCGAAGGAGAGUUAGUCCAGUUUGUUUGUCAAGUUACAGCACUUACUGAAGAGUUCAAACGGAGCCACCUCAUGUGAGUAAAGGUUAUUUAUUUGUGGGAAUAGAAACCUCAUUUGACUGCAGUUAGCUUCUAUUCAUGGUGUUGCUGUGCAUGAUAUUAUCCUUGCUGGCUCAGAUUGUUAUCAAGUGUGUACCUGCCAAUAUAUUUUAAUUUAUUUCCUCCCAUCUAAUUUUACUGAGCUAUAGGAAGUUAAACUUAUUUUAAACAUUUAUUUCUAUCACAAAGUGUUGAGCUACUUGGAUACUGAGCUUUAACAAAAAACCUCUAGAAGGUUCCCUCCCUGAUUUUUGCCUCUGAAUUCACCACCCACAUUUUCAAUUUGUUCAAUGACUCGUCAAGAUGGCACUGAUGUUGUGCCCAUUGACAGCACUUUUCUACAGUUAGAGAAACGGUUGAUUAAUCAGAGCUUUGAAGGUGAGAUGAGCCGUGUGGACGUCGUCUUUCUACGAAGCCAGUUCGCUGUGUUUUACAGAGUAAAGUUUUGCUUUCAACAAAAAGCAGAAAGGAAAAACGUACUAUGGAGUUACACAUGGAUGGGAGAUGUGGACACCAUGAUCUGUUUGACUUAUUGAUUUGUUGACUUAUUGCAAGCCCAAGCUCACUGCAGUCUGUAACAAACAGCCAGCAAAAACAUUCUGACCUGCCAGAAAUCAUCUGAUCCUCCAAGAACCAGAUUGUUGAUCGCUCAGGAUGAAUCAGGCAUCACCACCCCCUCACACAGUCGGUCCACAGCAGUGUAAAGCUUCAUUAUUGGGGCGGGAAACCAGUUUAAAAGUUUGGAAUUAAAGGAGCUAUUUGUAAAUUUUGCUAUUGCUACAAGGCUAACAUUAGCAUUCACAGCUGAUUACUGACCAGUCUAGAUGAAACAUUGAGUUCAGCACAAACUUCAUUCCUUUACUCACCAACAGCUGUCUCCAGAGGUGGAAAGAAAGACCAAUGUUAACGUUUUUUCUUCUACUGAAGUUCGCACGCUAACCAGCUAGCCCGUCUCGUCACUUUACAAUAGACAAGCACUGUAGCCUCCAAUCUGCCCCUGAAGACGCAGUGCUGCUCAGAGGACGUAUUAUAACCUUUUGUGUUAUAAAGACAACGAUGAUCGAAGCUCUCGUCAAGUGACAAUCACCACCACCCGCUACCAGCAAGAAAUCUCAUUCAGAGAAAACUUACAAAUAAAUCCUUUUUAAAUUUGGGCUUAAUCUUUACAGUGUCUGUCCAGCAUAACAUCGCAAUGUCAUGUCAGGCUGACGGAAUGAAUUGAAAUGAAAAGAUAAUUCAGUCUGUUGUCGGGCUAUAAAAUGUCCUCCCGGCUCACUGCUGAUGCUUUGGAACUGAAUUUUAAAAUAUUGACAGUCAGCUGUGGAAUUGUUGAGGUUUAGCUGGAACAAAAUCCAACAUCUAUUAAAAGAUUUUACACAGGAUUAGAUUUACUUCGACACUGCUUGACAUUUGUUUUUUUUUUCUGAUGACUUGCGUGGACACAGGGAAGAAUAUAACAUGCAGUUGAAAUGAUUUUGGAACUUUAGUUUGAUGCUUAGAAACAAUUGGAUGUGACCAGUGCAGCAUCGAAGUCUGCAGUGAUCAACCAUAAGUUGCUUUAUCCAUUUCUGCACUAUAUGUAGUACAUUUAAGUUUGGAGUGAGUGCACUGUGAUGGAAAUCUGUUCUGAAAGCACCACAUUGACUCACUAAAGGUGUGGUUUAAAUAAGAGUAAUAUAGUCUGUUAUGGAUAACACUGACACACAAUCGCUAGAAGCUACAGUCAAUGUAAAUAUGUUACAUGUACAACAGAUAUUUUUGUAGAAUUUAUUUAAGCAAUGAUCUCUGGUAUUGUUAAUGUAUUUAAAGUUUGGAUAUAAUAUUAUGAUCUGUUUGGUGUGACGCAAAUAUUUCCUUUUUUUGUGUGUGUCUGAGUUCAAAUACUCUGUUGUACAGGAAUCAUUUGGAAUCAAGUGUUUUCUUUUAUUCCUAUGGCAGAAAUGUUGGGUGCUUUCUUAAAAUUCAUCAUCUGCAUUUGCAGGUAACUCUGUUGUGGAGAUUAAACUGUGAAUUUUUAAUUUUGACAAUUAAAAAUAAAAUGUAGGGGUCUAAAUAAUACCCAUGCAACAAGAAUUUUUUUCUUUGUCUCUGCAUGUGUUUAAAUUGCAUAGUGAACUUCUGUGGCAUCUUGAAGUUGCUUUUCCUAAAAUGAUGUUCUCACAAAUCCAUUCUAACAGUGUUCACCUGCAUUCAGUGUCAUCCUCAUGUUUCAUUUUUUGUUUAUCUGCAGCUUUUUAUCAGGACAUCUUGUUCUUUUGCAGAUUAUGUGCCCCAUGCAGUUGAACCGCGACAGAAAUCUUUCUCCUGUUACAAAAAAAAUAAUUUGACUGGGUUAACACAGGAAAAUGUAAAGUGAGUGUGGAGGUCAGGGGAGUUGCAUGGAAUAGAUUUCUUUACAAAAAACUAAGAUCACAAUCAUAAAGAUACUCGUGUUUCACGGGAUCAAACUCGACCCGUCCCGUUUUAACGGCUGCUCCGAAUGCAGCCCUCUCUUCACUUCAUGUGAAGGACGCCGCCCGCUGCACUGGGCCCUGACUCAAGUAGACAGUUAAAUUUGGUUAAAUCUUGGGUCAUUAAAGAUGCCCUGUGGAAUUUCCAGUGUUUACAUUCAGUAUUACUCACUGAUACACAUUGUGUGCAUCUAAACUGAUCCAACAAACUUCUUCUACAGAAUCAUUUCCAAAGCUGAAAAACUUUGAGUACUCUUCUUGUUUGCAUUGCUGUGUUUAUUGAGCAGUACUGCCACCUGUCAGUCAGUGGGAUGGUGCAAAGCAACUGGCUGGAGUGUUUAUUGUCUGUGCGUCCUCAUGCACAUUAACAAGACGGACAAAAUGGGCACCUGCUCAUUUAAAAAAAAAAAAAAAAAAAACUUGCAUAGCGCAACUAGAGGUCAAAAACUCCACAGGACACCUUUAAUCCAACAGUGGCCCUGCGUCAGAUGUUUAAUGACGGCAGAUUUUUCUCACAAGGUGGCUGCAGCUUUGACGUACCAACCAAUCAAAAUACAGUGUGAAAUGACACAGAAUACACUGUCCAAUACAGCAUUGCAAGUGCCCAUAAAAUACACAGAUAUAGCACAUUAGGAAUGAUGUGUCUGUUAGGUGCCACUUUUUUAAUUACCAUUUCUUUUUAAUUCUUGCUGCAUUUUGAAAAUAUGAUUUUUAUUAUUUUAUAUCUCACUGUCUGACAGAUUGCAACUAAGUUGGUCGUCAGUUUUCAGCAGUUUGAAUGCGAUAUUAAAUUGUCACUACAGAUCUGGAAGGCUCCACAUCAGUUUACUUCUGGUAUGUUCCACCUUGAGAAUAAUCUGAUGAGGAUCAUCUGUCCUUUGCGAGGUUCAGCCCAGGGUCUACAGUCUGCUGUGUUCUCUAAAAGACGCUCAGAUGGAAGUGUAGAAAACCAGGAGUGUGAUUUUUGUCUCGUUUAAGAUGCGAGUUUAGAUAUUUUUCCUGGGUUUUGAUGUUGGCCCAGACCUAGUUUUACUAAUGCCUUUAAUCCAUCUGAUUUGACCAUUACUGCUGAUUCGUUUGAUGAUAUAUGAAUCCUAAGAUUCCUAAUGCAGCCCCCCCCUCCCUUUGACUCACUCAUCAUUUUGAGGAAUAUUUUCAGAUCCGAGUGAAAAUAAACACUGGAGUCCGUUCAGUGUUGUUGUCGUGCCAGAAUAUUCUCCACCACAUCUCAGUUCUGUUUCAUGUCUCACACUGUCCGUCUCUCUGUACUUGGGUCUAGUUUUGAUAAGAUGCCAUUUUGCAGCAGCAGCAGUUUUUGUAUUGUGUGUGUGAAUGAGUCUGUCAUACAUCGACUGCCUUCUCCAACUGGUUCCUCAGCAGACUUUGGUCGUCACAGUCAGGGAAACACUUCAUACAUCGUCUUAUGUGGCUAUCAAAAGUCUUCCACACCAUUAACUACUGAAUGUACAGAAUAUGCAGAUUUUCAAAUGUAAGAAAAACAAGAUGUGUGAAUAAACUAAAGUUAAUGUUUC
Molecule: messenger RNA, 5494 nt
Organism: Seriola aureovittata
Lineage: Eukaryota; Metazoa; Chordata; Actinopteri; Carangiformes; Carangidae
Gene: asb7
Product: ankyrin repeat and SOCS box containing 7
Exons: 5
Coding region: 321-1316 (331 amino acids)
Biological process (GO): intracellular signal transduction
Molecular function (GO): protein binding
Source: RefSeq, a predicted model, not a curated record